Molecule: messenger RNA, 188 nt
Organism: Dentiscutata heterogama
Lineage: Eukaryota; Fungi; Glomeromycota; Glomeromycetes; Diversisporales; Gigasporaceae
Source: the annotation of a GenBank genome assembly
AUGAAAUUGACAAAUUUAUUGACCAAGCAGGCAGCUGCUUGGAUGAAAACAAUGGAAAAAAAUUUGGUAAUAUCAAAUGAGAAGUGUCUAGUUUCAGAUAUAAAAAAUUAUUUCAACCAAACUAAUACAAUUGAUGAUCCAAGUAAUCUUAUUGAGUUUAAAAAGUUAAAUGCUUCAUCAUUAGACAU